UAUCGAUAGCCGAGCAGCAGAGGGCGGCACCGAUAUGACGGACUGUACCAGAAGUUUCUAUCGGUCCGUUUCAGCUGGUUUCGUGAACAACAUCAGGGGCAGCGGGGGCCCUCCUCCACCUGUUACCGAGCGAACGGGUUCUGCUGGAUUCUUCCGUGAUUCGAACUGUUAGCGAACGCAGGACUGAAAGUAGCUAGCGGGCUAAGCUAACGCCAAAGACUUCUUACAGCACUGAGGCUAACGGCUAGCGGCGAGCUGUCAGCGGGAUGUUCGGUUGUUUGGUCGCCGGCAGGUUGGUGCAGACGGACGCGGUGCAGGUCGCCUCGGACAAGUUCAUGUUCAACCUGCCGGACUACGAGAACGUGAACCAUGUGGUGGUGUUCAUGCUGGGCACGGUGCCGUUCCCCGCAGGAAUGGGCGGCGCGGUCUACUUCUCCUUCCCGGACCCGGCGAGCGGCGGCCCGGUGUGGCAGCUGCUCGGAUUCAUCACCAACGACAAACCCAGUGCCAUCUUUAAGAUCUCCGGGCUGAAGGCCGGGGUGGGUGGGGCGCACCCCUUCGGCUUGAUGGCCUCCUCGUCGCCCUCCGUCGCUCAGGUCGGCGUGUCGGUGGAGGCUCUGGAUCAGCUGGCCCAGCAGAUCCCGGUGUCCAGCGCCGCCGUGUCCACCGUGGACUCCUUCCUGCAGUUCACCCAGAAGAUGCUGGACAGUCUGUACAACUUCGCCUCGUCCUUCGCCGUGUCGCAGGCGCAGAUGACGCCGAACCCCACGGAGACCUUCAUCCCAUCCAGCUGCAUCCUCAAGUGGUAUGAAAACUUCCAGAGGAGGAUGGCGCAGAACCCGAACUUCUGGAAGAACUGAUCCGAGCGGAGACACCGGAGGAGAACUCUGAACUCUGAACACUGACUCUGCGUUUCCACAGUGCCUGAAAGUUCAAUAAAAGUCUGAAC
Chelmon rostratus (copperband butterflyfish) is the source of this 949-nucleotide messenger RNA. RefSeq names its product heat shock protein nuclear import factor hikeshi (gene hikeshi). Gene Ontology annotation, molecular function: Hsp70 protein binding; nuclear import signal receptor activity. Gene Ontology annotation, biological process: protein import into nucleus. NCBI's taxonomy places the organism in Eukaryota, Metazoa, Chordata, Actinopteri, Chaetodontiformes, Chaetodontidae. The transcript has a single exon. The record is from RefSeq and is a predicted model, not a curated record. The coding region runs from base 267 to 860 and encodes 197 amino acids. Gene Ontology annotation, cellular component: cytosol; nucleus.